UUCUUGUCCUGAACGUUUGUUUGCGGGAAUACGUAAAAUUUGGAUCCGCCAAGCUUCACAAAUCUUCUUCUAAAUAUCAGUGUUCCGCCACGUGUGGGUUCAAAACGUGAUCACACGUUUUUGUGUGCAGAUCAGUUCAAAUGUCAUCGUGAAGUUUGAAACGUGUCUAUAUAUAUAUACAUAUAUAUGCUCACUUGCAGUUGGGUGAUAUUUCGGUGGUUGCAUUUGAACUGGUGAGCGUGCAAUGGCUGGAAACUGCAUUUCAAAAUCGAGAACGGUUUCUGAACAAGUUUCAUCAAGACGAACGCCGAGUCAGAGAUCCGUAUCACAACGUCAUUUGCUACAAAUUUGGAAAGAAGUCACCGAAAAAACAUGGAUUUCGCGUGAAUCGCCCGAAGGAGGUUGUGUUAUAAUCAACGACACCAGCUCACAAACGCGGCUUUUAGAAGAGAUUUUAAAACAAAAGCGAACCGUCACCUCAUAUGAAGGCUAUCUAGUCAAUGAAGAGGACAAUCUGGACCCAGGCGUUCUUACAGGUCAUCACAGCACAAAGAGCAAGUCGGUGGAGAGUUUUCCAUUAGAAAUUGUAGACUUGCCUGCGGAACCAGAUGGCAAGCAGAUUGACAUUCAUUUUGUGAAGGAAGGAAAUAUGGAUGAAAGAACUCAGACGGCAUUGAAACCUGAAGAUAUUGAUUGUGGGGUGUCUAUUCGCUCUAUGGGUUCAGACAAACAGCAGUGGUCCUUUUCUUUGUACAAUUUUGAAGAAAACGGUCGUAUUUCCAAAGAGGAUUUAACAAAUUUGGUGAAGUCAAUUUACGAUGCGCUAGGAAAGUCGGUUGACACAGCAAACAAGAAACAUUCACGCGAAGCCGUGAAGAAGGUCAAAGUUCAUAUCUCGUUGUCGAAAGAAAAAUCAUCGCGGGAGAUGCGGGGUGCUGCCGUCGUACCUCGUCGUGAGGUUGUCGUGGGUGCCGAGGAUCAUACGGCUGAGGCCGAGAAGCAGCUUGAGCGGUUGAAAUUAAAAGAGCAUACGUCAUCGCAAGAGGGCGUUGCAAAGAAACCAUCAAGACGAAGAAAAGAUGGUUAUUCCACUGUGCAGGUUUUGAAUAACGAUUUAGGUAAUGCCCGGCUGGCCUCAAACAAAUGCAAAUGUUGUUCAAGCACGCGAGAAAAUAAGAAGAGAUCACAAACUGAGAAAAACAGUAAUCUUUUAGCUGAUAAGCCCAGUAUCUCGACCAGGAGGAAAACUGAGCCGGGCGGGUGUUUUACCGUGGAGCAGAAGCCUGCGCAAGAACUGGCGCAAUUGGCUGAGAAAAAACUUAAAGUUCGAUCGCAGCGUCGUACACGACGUCGGUCUGCAUCUCCGGGUGGAAAUAUGCCAGGAUUUUCGCAUCUCCUGGGGGACGCGUAUCGCCGGCGGUACAUACUUCCGGCAGCCAUUCUCCUGUAGGGCGUUUAUCAGGGUACGCAUCGCCGAUACCAAUUAGCGGAGGUUCCAGGGAAGUGCCGUUAGAUCCAAGUUAUGCCUAUCACCCCGAGGAGAGUAACCAUGUUUAUAUGCACGCCACGCCCAGAACGACGCCUUUUGAAGAACCAAAAUACACGAGACGACACAAGAGUAAACACAGAAGACAGCGUGAUAACGGAGAAAAGCCCUCAGGGGUUUCCUAUCCCGGGGGAACGUCCAUCGUGCACAGACACGAACACGUUCAUCAUCACUAUCAUCAUUACGGAGAGAAGCGGUGAUCCUUUCGGAAGACUGGAAGCGGAUUGGCUAUGGUGAUGACGCCAGCUUACGUUACUAUGGAAACCACUGAUUGAAAUAGAAAAUAUCUUCCCUGGAGUCCUCAGGCGGGAAUGUGGUUUUCAAAUUCAAAUGCUUUUGGACAAAAAAAACGGGACGAUGUUUUGUGAAGUGAACCAGGUUUUAUGUAUGGCAGGUUUUGUUAAAAUUUUUCGUGAUACGUGAUUACCGUUUUCCGGUUUUCUCGUAACGUUUAUAUUAACUUUGGUAAAAAUGUAAUACAUGGAGGUCACGAGAUCCCUCAUUUUGUACAUUCACAUCGCUAAAGCGUUAACCAUGGUGAAGAUCUCCAGCAAGGGUGGAGGUUGGAACUUAGAUCUAAAUUUUCCAGGAACGUUAAAAGAUCUUUGUUCCACAAGUAAUAUUUUACGAUAGCUUGUAUAUAUGAUACUUUAUACACCCACAGCUAGUAUCAUUGUUGAACUACAUAUUAGUCCAUCUGUUUGCCCAUGAUUUUACAAAGAGCAAAAUCUGUGCAGUAAAACAGUGUCUGGAAACGCCAAUCAAAUCUUCACCUGAAUAUAACAAUCCUCAAUAUUACCACAUCCUUUUAAAGCGUGUUUUCCACUAGGCAAAUUUAUUCGCGCGAAUAGAUAAGAAGUAGAAAGCGAUUCUACUUUUUCGCGGCGAAUUUUUUCGCAAACCAACUAACAUCACCGAAUUUCAGAUCUUGGAAAACGGGCGUAAGGUCCGCUUUCAAUUUUUGCUGCGAUUUACGUGCGAUUUCUUCUUUUGAUGGAUGUGAACGAGUGAAUUAGUUACCGAUGUUAUUUGAGGUUCAAAUUGGAGCUCGUACACAUCAGAGCAUUCUUAACUAAUUACUCGUUUACAUCUAUGAAAAGAAGAAAAUCGCAAGUGUAGACGGGCUUUUAAACUCUCGCAAGUAUUCUGGGAUGGUGCAUGUGCGUAAGUUUACAAAAAUGUUGUAUUACCGGGUGAAUGGUUUGGCAAAGACUUUUAAUUUCAAGGAGAUAUAUUGCUGAGUAGUGUAUUAUAUACGAUUUAAUUCAAAAGACGCCGAUGUA
Molecule: messenger RNA, 2829 nt
Organism: Dendronephthya gigantea
Lineage: Eukaryota; Metazoa; Cnidaria; Anthozoa; Malacalcyonacea; Nephtheidae
Product: protein naked cuticle homolog 1-like
Exons: 9
Coding region: 245-1450 (401 amino acids)
Biological process (GO): negative regulation of Wnt signaling pathway
Cellular component (GO): cytoplasm
Source: RefSeq, a predicted model, not a curated record